Molecule: messenger RNA, 2534 nt
Organism: Aphidius gifuensis
Lineage: Eukaryota; Metazoa; Arthropoda; Insecta; Hymenoptera; Braconidae
Exons: 3
Coding region: 265-1215 (316 amino acids)
Source: RefSeq, a predicted model, not a curated record
ACAGAUAAGUAGAAUGGUGCAUGAUAUGUUGAAUUCUUAAUUCAAAAUUAUCAAAUAUUUUAAAAAAAAAAAACUACAUAUUCGUACUAAAUUAAUACAAAGUAACACAAAAAUAAAAAACAAAAAUUUAAUGAAAUUAUAAAUAACCUUGGAUUUUAUUAAUAAAAGCAAUAUAAAUUUUUUAAAAAUAAUAAAAAAUAACUUGAUUUUGAUACAUUGAAAUAAUUAUUAAAUAAAACAAGUCAAGUUAACAUUAAAUUAAAAAUGGGUUCAUCAAGACCAGAUGAUCGUUCACUUGGAAAUGGAAUAUCAUUUCCCCAAUGGAUGAGAGGAAAAGUUGACAGUCGAUUUGAUUUUGAUGAGAGUUCGUUCAGUCCACCAACAGAUGAUAAUUUUUUCCAUAUAAAAUAUCCAACGACAAGUAGUACCUCAGCACAAUCAAAACAAAGUGGAUUUCAUUCAAUUAAUCAGGUGCUUAAUGAACAAAAAACAACAACGACAACAACAGCUGAUAAUUUAAAAAAUUUGACAAGUGAAAAAUCAUCAAUAAAAGAUAAUAAAAAAAUUGAUACUACAAAACUUCCAUUACCAUGUCAAGCAUUUGUUAAAGAUGCAAAUAAAACAGGUUAUUUGUAUGAAGCUAAAGGAACAGAUGAUGGUUUUCAUAGUGAACCAGCUCGUUGUGGUAAAUCAAUUGUUACUGUAGCAAAUCGUAUAAUGCAAUCAUCAAAUGUAUUUAAAAAAACAGAUGAAAAUAAGACAAAUGAAAAUAUGGAUAAAAUUAAUAAUUUACAACAAAAAGUUAGUAAAUCAUUACCAGUAACACCAAUUGCAUCACCAACAUCAACACCAGAAGGUUCACCAAAAUCACGUCGUCGUGUUAAUGGUAAUCGUUAUUUUACUGGUUCAUUUAUACCAGAAAAAUAUCAAGGUGGAUGGUUGUUAACUAAAAUUCUCAGUAAUUCACGUGAAAUAAUUGGUAAUAAAAUUGAUGAAGGUGAUGAGGCUGCUAGUGAGGUUAUUCCUCAUCGUGCAUUAGCAAGAAAAAAGUCAAUAUCAUCACAAAAUCUUUCUUAUCUUGGUAAAGAUGAUGUGUCAACUGAUAAACCAAUUAAAAUAGCUGGAACAUCAACAUCAACACCUCAAACAGUUACACUUCAAGUGGAACCAUCAGAAUUACGUGAAAUGAAUUUUUGGUCACCAACAUCAAUGUAAAAUUCUCAAUUUAAACAUGCUGUUUGAACAUCUUGAUUAAUCAUCAAGUCCAUCAAGUCUAUCAAGCUCACUUUUAUUAUUUAAAAUUUAUUUUUCAAAUUAUUAAUACUUGUGGUUAAUUAACUAUUUGUUUAUUUAUUUAAUUUUUAUUUUCACUUGAAAAACUAAAAAUAUUAUCAGACAAUUUGUAAAUUAUUAUUUACAAUGAUUCAAUUACAUAUUAUUAUUUUUUUUAAAAAUAAUAUUGGCAUUAAAAAAUAUUGACAUGAUUUAAUUUCAAGUAUUUUUUUUUUGUUAUUAAUUAGUUUUUUUGUCUAUUAUUAUUUUUGAUAAUUAUAGCAAUCGAUAAACAGCCACUUUAAAAAAUUAUUGUCAAAUUAACUUUUAUAAAAAAAAUUUAUUAUUUUUGUGUGUUACUAAUUAACAUGGUUUUUUUGUUUUUUUCAAUUUUAUUGUAUUAAUUAAAAAUAGAAAAGAAAUAUUAACAAACUAACAAUCUAAAUAUUCAAUUUUAAUUAUAUACUUAUAUAAUAAAUGUGAUAAAAUAAUAAAAAAAGUAAAUGUUUUUGCAUUUGAUAAUUUUGAAGAAAUUUAUUAUUCACAUAUUUAAAUAUUUAAUUACAUAAAUAUAUAUAUUUUGAGUCGUUUAAUAAUGAUUAAAUAAGUUGUUUAUUUAAAAAUGAUAUGAGUAACCAAGUCCUGAGAAAUCAGUGUGUGAUACAACUGGUCCUGGUGCAGCAACAGCUGGUCCAGUUGCUGAAGCAUAUGGAAGUGGUGCUGGUGCAGCAUAAUGAAUUGCUGAUGCUGCUGGAGCUGCAUAAUGGAUUGCUGCUGGUGCUGGAGCUGCAUAAUGAAUUGCUGCUGCUGGUGCUGGUGCUGCAUAAUGAAUUGCUGCUGGUGCUGCAGCAUAGCUCAAUGAAUGAUAAAUUCCUGGAUUUGUAACAUCAGUUCUUGAUUUUGAGCUGCUUGAAAAUGGUGUAUCAACUGAUUUUGAAUAAGUUGAUAUUUGUGCAAGAUUAUCAGCACUUCUGUAUGUAUUUUGUUGUUGAGAUGUUAUUGCUGAUGUUGGUAAUGAAUAACUUAUUGGUCCUGAGAAUGCAAUAUUACCAGCACUUGCAAUUGCAACCAUGCAGCACAAAACUAAAAAUUGCUAUUGAAAGAAACCAUUAAAAAAUCAAUAUUAAUAAGAUGAUUUCAAGAUUAUAUUUUACUUUAUCAAUAGAUAUUUUUAUUAAAAACUUGUUAACUCUUAUCAUACACUUUUUCAAGCUUAUUCAACUUGAAAAUAUAUUUAAUAGAAUUUUCUUGUCUUGAAUAGA